AUGUCCACCAUCGAAGAGACAGUGCAGCCGGCGGUCAGCGACUACCCUACCGACUCACCCUUUGAAGCCGAACUCGAAGCGGCGCACAAGCUGUUCCUCGAAGAGCUAGCCUCGACCGAAGGGUGGGAGGACUUUGGCGAGACGAACGAGGUGCAGCUGCACAGGAAGGCGGAUCCCGAUGUGAGUGGUGGGAGAGUGCGACCAUACUGCCCUGUACUGUAGCAUCUUGUGCUGACUUUGUUCAUCAUCGUCAAUCCCUUGCUCGUUCCCAUUCUCGUUGCCCCAUCGGUUGUGGCUCGUCGCCCGCCGGCAACAUGUGCCCCACCUCACCACUUCGCCGGCUUCAAAUGCCCGCCUACUCGCGCUUAAAUCGUGCUGCUCUUCAACAGGAUGCCUACGCCGUCCCCACCGUCCGAGGUGAAUGUAUCGUCAAGGACUGCACCAGUGAUGAUGUAAGCCCGUAUUUGCGAUCUUGCGCUUCGCAAGUUGCCCGCCCCCACACGCACCACGUGGAGGUCUUCGGCUGGCCAUAUGCGACAGGAGGUUCGUAUGCGCCUCCGGACCGAUAUUGGCCAACAAAUUCCUACUUUAUUGAUCUCUACAGUUUCUUUCCAUCCUUCAACUGCCUGGGUUGCGCAAGCGAUGGGACCCUCGAUUCGAUUCGGGCAUCAUGGUCCGUCGAUUCAACCGCUUCACGUACGAGUUCUACACGACCAUGCUCGGCAUGGGUUGGAUUGUCUGGCCUCGUGAUAUAAUUGGUGUCCAGAAGAACUACAAGUCGUUGGAACUGAACCAGGAGAUUGUCGUCGUGCAAGCUUCCGUCACCGAUGACGAACACGGUCCCGAGCAGUCGGGCAAAACCCGAGCGACGGUGACCGUGUCGGGAUGGCAAUUGUUGCCUCAAGGCAGCGACCUCAAGGUGACUUACAUUGUCAAGAUCUCGUUGAAUGGAUCGAUUCCCCUGGCGAUGGUUCAAAAAGUCGCAGUCGAGAUCCCCCUCUGCACCGGUCGCGCGAGGGACAUUUACUACGAACUCGGUCACGCCCCUUACGCCAUCCCCCAUGACGGCAAAGAGCCUUCGGUCGUGUUCCAAACAGAACACAUGUCCGGUCCCGAUUCAUGGGGAGGUGUCGGUCCGCUCGAGUACCGUUGCGCGUUCACCACCUCCGCCGACGGCAUCUUUGACAUCAAGACGGACGUGCAAAAGUUCUACAAGGACGGUGUCGAGGCGGCGAUCGAAGGAGAUGGUGGAGCCGAAGUCUCGGUCGAUGAUGCGACGGGGUUGGUCACGGUCAAGUGCACCGAGGCGGGCAAGUUCAAUACCGUGGUCUUGACCAGGAAGGAGUGA
This is a messenger RNA of Microbotryum saponariae, 1348 nucleotides long. Lineage: Eukaryota; Fungi; Basidiomycota; Microbotryomycetes; Microbotryales; Microbotryaceae. The record is from the annotation of a GenBank genome assembly.